AUGAGCGAACAAGGCGCUGGUGGAGGUAUUGACCACCACAUGUCGACUCACAGGAAGCAGGAUUCAAGAGACGAGCCGAUGCCGACAGAGUCCACACCCGAGACGAUGCCACAGCCCUCUAAAUCAGACUCCGAAGAACUCAAGCCUCUCCCCCAAAACCUCCCCCGGAAGCUCAGUGAGAGCAGGCCGAGCGGACAUGGGCGGCUGAUCACACCACCACAAUCUCUCUCGCGGAAUUCCUCUUCCUGCUCAACCUCUUCAAACCCGAGGCCGCAAGCCGAGUAUCUUCCAGCACGCACACCGGGGUUAGAGCCGCGGCCACAACCACCUACGUCGCAUCCCACACUCCCUGCAAGCCCACAGUUGGAACCACCCGUGACAAAAGCGACGCUGAGCGAACUCGACGUACAUAAGAUCGUGCAUAACCCCAAGCUGCGCCAUGACAUCAACUUCGACCCUGAGCUCCACUUUCGGCCGAACCUGGACGGUGAGAAGGGGAAAAAGAAGCAAGAGCGGGCGAACCAGUUCUGGAACACAUUAUUCGACCAGCUGGUAAUGUUCGUCACGGAUCGGGAUUCAUUUUAUGCAGCCAACGGUCACGGGGAUUGGAGUCUACCCGUGCUGCUUCGGGCAAUCCGGGACAUCAUAGAGACAUUGGUACCGCAACGCGACCGCGAGUUGCUCAACGAGGGCUUGAAUGUGGAGCUGCUCAUGCAACAGUUCAACCGGGGUGUGGCCGAUCUCGAGAAGUUGGCGUCAUGGCUGGCGAGCGUUCUCAAACUGCACUGCGCUCCCAUGCGAGACGAGUGGGUGGACGAGAUGUACCAAGAGCUCAGCAACGGCAACAGCAACAACGACAUGCCGGAGCUCGUCAAGGGAAUGCGGAGUCUGCUCAACGUUCUCGAAGCCAUGAAGCUGGACGUGGCCAACCACCAGAUCCGUUGUCUGCGCCCGGUGCUUAUCGAGGAUACCGUCCACUUUGAGCAGCGCUGGUUCUUCCGGAAGAUGGAGAGUGGCAGGUUGAGCAUCGCCCCGUCUCGGAAGUGGUACCGUGACGCCCUGGAAUCCGCCGAGCGGCUGUACGCUGGGUCGCCCAUGCCGUACCAGCAUGCCUUCGGAGAGAUGUCGGUGUUCUUCGAUGCCCUCUCUCGCCUAGUACUCCCGUCCGCCGGGUCCGAGCUCCCGCCAACGUUUGUCUUCGACGAGGACCGCGUGGCUAAGCUCCGCUCCGACAUGUACGACAGCAUCUGUCUCGAGGUUUGCAUGCGCAAGUUCGAAGAACUGGAGCGCUUGUCGCGAGCCACCCAGAUGUGUGUGCCGUCGUAUGUCAGCGAGGAGGCCGCUACGACGGGUGCCAACCGGCUAUCGGGCGAGUUCAACUUCCAGGCCGCCCACAGCUCUCGCCCUUCAAGUCUUGCCUUCAGUGACGGCAGCUCCAAUUUCUCAUCUCCACGCAACUCGGGCAGCUUCUUCGGCCAGCCCACCGUUGGAGACGCAGCCGACGCACGGUGCCGGGCCUCAGAGCUCUACAACUCCCUCCUCGCCCUUCUCCACACUGCGCCGCACGUCUGCAAUGCUGGCGAGCGGUGGAAGGAACUGUCAGGCUCAAUGGCCCUGCAGAUCCUGCGUUACGCCAAUGCCCCGCCCUCGCUGCCCGGCUUCGAAGCCCAGCUGGCCGCCUGCCUCGACGAUGUGCAGGGCGGCCUCUUCCGCGAGGUCGAAGCCCAGUUCCAGCAACGCCUACUCGCUGAGCUAGCCCGCCGCUCCAUGGAGUUCAAGAACCUGUCUGGCGUCGCUCUCUUCUCGCAUGCUACAGGCGGGCGCUUGGCGGGCCACAGCCAGAGGGUGACUGGAGGCGGACUCUUCAGCACCGAAGAACCGCGCGAGCCGCGUGAGGAUGCCGGCCUCGAAGACAUGGCCAUGCGGCUGGCCCACCUGGGUGUGCUCCACUGGCGGGUGUGGGCGCCGCUGGCGUAUGAGAACGACAUCGAGAGCGAGAUGGCUGUCGCGCAAAACUCAAUGAUUUGA
Molecule: messenger RNA, 2028 nt
Organism: Dichotomopilus funicola
Lineage: Eukaryota; Fungi; Ascomycota; Sordariomycetes; Sordariales; Chaetomiaceae
Product: T-complex protein 11-domain-containing protein
Exons: 2
Coding region: 1-2028 (675 amino acids)
Source: RefSeq, a predicted model, not a curated record